Messenger RNA from Adineta steineri, 2028 nucleotides. The record is from the annotation of a GenBank genome assembly. Lineage: Eukaryota; Metazoa; Rotifera; Eurotatoria; Adinetida; Adinetidae.
AUGGAAUUAUCUUCAAUGCAUUCACCCAAACCAAAUAUAUCUAUUGACGAACAACAAGAAUUACCAUCAGAUAUUAAUCAUGUUAAAAUUGGAGCUCGAACAAAUACUUCACCAAGUAUAAAUGGUAGUCGUUCAGAUGUUGAUUCACCUGUUCGUAGUUUUGCACUUAUUGAAACUGAUUCCAAUGAACUUGAUCGUAUUAUUGAUAUACUUCGACAAUUUUUUCCAACUACACGUAUUGUUGAAUGUAAUAAUUCAUCAUCAUCAAAUCCAAGUCGUACACCAAGUCGUUCAUCAUUAGCAGCAGCACCACAACAACAAACAUCAUUUGAAUCAAAUAGUAGUUUACGUGUUCCUCAAUCAAAUAUACAUCGUUAUCGUUCACAUAGUCAAAGUAUAUCUGAAAAAUCUUCAUUUGAAAGUGAUCAUUUACAAAAUUGUUCAACAUUAUCACCAGAAAUAGCUAAUACUCAUAUUAGUGAUCAAGUAACAUCAAAUACAAAUUCACAAAUAUUUAAAGGUAAAGUAAAAGAUUAUUUACAACGUCGUUAUCUAGAACAAAUUAAUGAACAUCAAACACGUAAAGAUACAUUUACAAAAUGUCAUAGUGAUGAUUUUAAUUGUCGUCGUUUAAAAAGAGAUUCAACAGCUGGAUUUGUUCAAAGUUUUGAACAUAUAUCACAACCAGAACAUUAUCAUCAUCAUGCAUAUUUAAAUUCUUCUUCAAUACCAUCAACAAUCAAAGCACAUUCAUUUGAUUCAUCAUCAUCUCUUUUACUUCAACAUUCAGUAUCGGAUACAAAUUUAUGUUGUGCAUUAAGUGCAUCAGAUACAAGUUUUAUUCCAACACAAAAUGCAAGUAUUAUACGAUCACAAAGUAAACGUGGUUUAUUACAACGAUGUGCAACGAUUGAUAUGGAAGAUAUACCAACAGUAACUGUUGAAGAUGCACAAAUGACAUCAUCACCAACAUCACCAGUAAUUAAUGAAAAUCCUGAAGGAGGAAAAAUUACAUUUAGUAUUGAACGACCUGAUGAUGAUGAUGAUGAUAAUGGUGAUAAUAAUGAUGAAAAAGAAUCUCUAUCUAUUCCAGUAAAUAAUCAACAUGAAAGAAAAUCUCGUCCAUUUCGACAUUCAAAUUCUGAUCAACAAACAAAAAGUGAUUUAACAAAAAUGAAUUAUCAUAAUCCGAAUUUUCUUGUACCGUUUCGACAUUCAUUUGAUCAUCAACAUGAAAAACAAACAUCACCAUCAAAUGUAUCAACAAUGUCAUUUGCAAGUGGUACAUCAACAGCAUUAACACCUUAUUCAGCAGCAAGUGAUCCUGGUCCAUAUCAACAAAUAUGGACACAUACACCAACAAAUCCAUAUAAUUUAGUAAAUUUUCACUUUCCAAAAAGUCAAGAACAUUUUGCUGCAAAUGCACAAGGUAGUAUUGCUCAAUUAUCAACAUUAACAAAGAUCUUAUGUGAUGAACCAAGUGUAUUUACACCGAUUACUCCAAGAUUUAAAACAGAAACACAAGAAUCAAAUAAUACGAGAGAUUCAUCAUCAUCAUCAUCAUCUGUACCAUCAUGUCAAAUUUGUCGACAACAAACUGAUUCUCGACAAAUGUAUUUAGCUCAUUAUCGUACACAUCUGGAAAAUCCAUGUGAAGAUGAUAAAUCCGGUAUACUUGAUUUUAAUAAUAUUGACAAUACUUGUGAUCGUCCUGGUGAAUUGCGUAAUUAUUCAUGUAAAAUAUGUUCAAAACGUUUUUCUCGAAGUGAUAUGUUAAAUCGACAUUUACGUUUACAUUCUGGUAUACGUCCAUAUCGUUGUGCAAUGUGUAAUACACAUUUUUCACGUAGUGAUCAUUUAUCAACACAUUUACGUACACAUACAGGUGAAAAACCUUAUACAUGUCCAGAAUGUUCUUAUGCUGCAUGUCGACGAGAUAUGAUUACACGACAUUUAAAAGUUCAUUCAAAACAAAGAUCAGAAAGAAAAAAUGCAACAUCAAGUUUAGGUUCGAGUAAUGAAUCAUAA